UAUGCCUAGUUAUCAACACUCAUCCCUCCACUGUUCCUUUUGGUAGGCCACCCCGCUCGUGCGUUGCAUGCGUGCGGCCCCCAUCACCCCCACUAAGAGAGAGAUUUGAAGGUGGAUCACCUUCUAUAUAACUUGUAGAGCUCCAUGAUCAUACAUACAUUUCAAAACAAAAAUGGCGUCGGAGAAGGUCGAGACCAUCAUCGCCGGAAACUACGUCGAAAUGGAGACUGAAGGCGAUCCAAAGGCCACCAAAAGCCGGUUGUCACGGUUCUUCUGGGACGGCGGUUCUGUCUACGAUGCAUGGUUCAGCUGUGCUUCUAAUCAGGUGGCGCAAGUGCUACUCACAUUACCAUACUCAUUUUCACAACUGGGGAUGUUAUCUGGGAUCCUUUUUCAGCUGUUUUAUGGGCUGAUGGGAAGCUGGACAGCUUAUCUUAUUAGUGUACUUUAUGUUGAGUAUCGCACUAGAAAGGAGAGAGAAAAGGUGGACUUUAGAAACCAUGUGAUUCAGUGGUUUGAAGUCCUUGAUGGGCUCUUAGGGAAGCACUGGAGAAAUGCCGGCCUUUUUUUCAACUGCACUUUUCUUCUGUUUGGAUCAGUAAUUCAGCUAAUUGCAUGUGCAAGCAACAUAUAUUACAUCAAUGACAAUCUAGACAAGAGGACUUGGACAUACAUCUUUGGAGCUUGUUGUGCUACGACAGUUUUCAUCCCUUCAUUCCACAACUACAGAAUAUGGUCAUUUCUAGGACUCGUGAUGACUACUUACACUGCAUGGUACAUGACUAUUGCUGCUCUCAUUCAUGGUCAGGUUGAAGGAGUAAAACAUUCGGGCCCCGCCAAAAUGGUCCUGUAUUUCACUGGAGCUACCAAUAUUCUCUACACAUUUGGUGGACAUGCGGUCACAGUGGAGAUUAUGCAUGCAAUGUGGAAGCCACAGAAAUUCAAGUCGAUAUACCUGGUGGCAACACUCUAUGUGCUGACCCUCACACUACCUUCAGCCAUUUCGGUUUAUUGGGCAUUUGGGGACAUGCUUCUCAACCAUUCAAAUGCUUUCGCUUUGCUCCCACGGUCAGGAUUUAGAGACAUGGCUGUCAUACUCAUGCUCAUUCAUCAGUUCAUUACGUUCGGGUUCGCCUGCACCCCUCUGUAUUUUGUGUGGGAAAAGGCGAUAGGAAUGCACGAAACGAAGAGCAUUUUUAAGAGAGCUCUGGCAAGGCUUCCGGUAGUGAUUCCGAUAUGGUUUCUCGCGAUCAUAUUCCCUUUCUUCGGCCCCAUCAACUCGACCGUUGGAUCUCUUCUGGUCAGCUUCACCGUCUACAUAAUCCCUGCCUUAGCGCACAUGAUCACAUUUGCUCCUGCUUCAGCUAGAGAGAAUGCGGUAGAGAGGCCGCCUUCAUUUCUAGGAGGAUGGGCUGGCUUGUACUCAAUGAAUAUAUUUGUAGUGGGUUGGGUUUUGGUGGUUGGAUUUGGAUUUGGAGGGUGGGCCAGCAUGCUCAAUUUCAUUCAGCAAGUGGACACAUUUGGUCUCUUCACCAAAUGCUAUCAGUGCCCUCACAAGGCUUAGGAAGUUUGCCCAACUUCCCAAUAGAAGAAAAAACAAACUACAAUAUUUCAAUAUUUUGUAAAGGGAUUGGAUUUGGCUGUCUUGUAAGCUGGUUUUCUCUACGUAAAUGCAACCCUUUGUGGGAUUUUCUUAAUUCCAUCUCCCUUGAACCACAGUUGAUUUUUAUCUAAUUUGUAUGCGUUUGGCAGUACCUCAAAAUGAUAUUUGGCUGAAUUUGGCUGCAAUGGAAAUCAAACCCAAGUGGGUGAGUUAUGAGUUU
Messenger RNA from Magnolia sinica, 1823 nucleotides. Its product is annotated as auxin transporter-like protein 3. Bases 173 to 1564 code for a protein of 463 amino acids. The record is from RefSeq and is a predicted model, not a curated record. NCBI's taxonomy places the organism in Eukaryota, Viridiplantae, Streptophyta, Magnoliopsida, Magnoliales, Magnoliaceae. Gene Ontology annotation, cellular component: plasma membrane. The transcript is spliced from 8 exons.